UGGGUAGGAAUCUGAAAAAGUGAAGAUAAUCAUUUUUGGGUUGAGUGUUAAUUAGAUUUUGUUAUUCUAAUUUUCUCCUGUUAAAUUAAUUUUAAUUGUUUUUCUCUUCCUUUUUCACUUCUCCUUUUGGUCAAAUACCUUAGUAUAUUCAUCUGAAGAUGGCUCUCAGCAAUGCCGACGUUCAAAAACAGAUUCAACACAUGAUGGCUUUUAUUGAGCAAGAAGCUCAAGAAAAAGCCGAGGAAAUUGAAACUAAAGCAGAGGAAGAAUUUGAAAUUGAAAAGGGUAGACUUGUUAAUGAACAAAGAAUCAAAAUUAUGGAAUAUUUUGAGAAGAAGGAGAAACAAGUUGAACUCCAGAGGAGAAUUCAAAAUUCACAUAUGUUAAACGCUGCUCGACUCAAGGUCCUCAAAGCUCGAGAAGAGCAUAUCAAAAGUGUCACGGAAGAAGCCAGACAAAAGCUCGUAGAAGUUACUAAAGAUCCUGAAAUGUAUUCCAAGGUUGUUCAGAAAUUAAUUGCUCAGUGUUUAUUCCAAUUGCUGGAAGAUAGCGUUGUAAUUAAAUGUCGCCAACAAGAUAAAGGCCUAGUCGAGAGUGUUUUGGGUGCUGCCGUUGACGAGUACAAGCAAGCAACAAAAAAAGGCGUCAAAGUAACUCUGGAUAAUGAGAGAUUCCUCUCCACUGAUUCAUGUGGUGGUGUUGAAGUAACAGCUCGCGGUGGUAAAAUUAGAUGUACCAACACUCUUGAAAGUCGAUUGGAGGCUAUUACCAAUCACACUUUACCAAUGAUUCGAGUAGCCCUAUUUGGUCGUAAUCCUAACCGUAAAUUUGAUGAUUAAGUCAAUUAUUAUAAUUGUUAACCAUCAUCAUCGUCACAUUUUUUCCUUCUGUGUGGUAUCAAGUCGUAUUGUUAUAUUUUUUGUCUCAAAUCUUUUUUUGGUUGCUGUUUCAACACCAAGAAAUGGACUGAUUUCACGUCCUGUGAUACGAUUAGGUCAUUUAAACAAAUAUUAUUAUCGAAGAAAACAAAGAAUGUUUUAUUAGUCCAAGCAUUCCAGAUGAACGUGCAUAAAUUACACACAAAUCAUAACGCAACAGCAAAUUCUAUGUUUACCUUUUUCCUUCUAAUCAAGUGUUUCUCCUAUUUUCUUCUCUUCCAUUAUCCUUUUCUUUGUUUUUGGAAAAUCAGUUGAAAAACGACAGACAAAAAAGUUCAGAACAUUGUUCACACAACAAUCAUGAAACUCGAUGAUAGGAUCAGAUUGUGGUGUAAUUAAUGGUUAUAAAAGAUAAUCCAGAUGAUUAAAUAUGCCAAAAAUUAA
Molecule: messenger RNA, 1322 nt
Organism: Panonychus citri (citrus red mite)
Lineage: Eukaryota; Metazoa; Arthropoda; Arachnida; Trombidiformes; Tetranychidae
Gene: Vha26
Product: V-type proton ATPase subunit E-like
Exons: 5
Coding region: 159-839 (226 amino acids)
Biological process (GO): proton transmembrane transport
Cellular component (GO): proton-transporting two-sector ATPase complex, catalytic domain
Molecular function (GO): proton-transporting ATPase activity, rotational mechanism
Source: RefSeq, a predicted model, not a curated record